Molecule: messenger RNA, 628 nt
Organism: Lagenorhynchus albirostris (white-beaked dolphin)
Lineage: Eukaryota; Metazoa; Chordata; Mammalia; Artiodactyla; Delphinidae
Gene: LHB
Product: luteinizing hormone subunit beta
Exons: 3
Coding region: 100-525 (141 amino acids)
Biological process (GO): G protein-coupled receptor signaling pathway
Cellular component (GO): extracellular region; cytoplasm
Molecular function (GO): hormone activity
Source: RefSeq, a predicted model, not a curated record
GUCCAGGUUACCCCACCAUGCUGCCGCCCCCAGUGGCCUUGACGCCCCCACAGCCCGCAGCUAUAAGACCAGGUAAACGCGGCAGGGGAGACACCGAGGAUGGAGAUGCUCCAGGGGCUGCUGCUGUGGCUGCUGCUGAGCGCGGCCGGGGUGCGGGCACCCGGGGGGCCACUGCGGCCGCUGUGCCGGCCCAUCAACGCCACCCUGGCCGCUGAGAACGAGGCCUGCCCUGUCUGCAUCACCUUCACCACCAGCAUCUGUGCCGGCUACUGCCCCAGCAUGGUUCGGGUGCUGCCGGCUGCCCUGCCGCCUGUGCCCCAGCCAGUGUGCACCUACCGCGAGCUGCGCUUUGCCUCCAUCCGGCUCCCCGGCUGCCCGCCUGGUGUGGACCCAAUGGUCUCCUUCCCGGUGGCCCUCAGCUGUCACUGCGGGCCCUGCCGCCUCAGCAGCUCUGACUGUGGGGGUCCCAGAGCCCAGCCCUUGGCCUGUGACCGCUCCCCUCGCCCAGGCCUCCUGUUCCUCUAAGGAUCCCCACCUCAACCUCCCAUGCCCACCCCAACCUCCCAUGCCCACCUCAACUCCUGGAGCCAGCAGACGCUCCUCCCCAUGCCUCCUAAUAAAGACUUCU